Molecule: messenger RNA, 573 nt
Organism: Ananas comosus (pineapple)
Lineage: Eukaryota; Viridiplantae; Streptophyta; Magnoliopsida; Poales; Bromeliaceae
Product: probable arabinosyltransferase ARAD1
Molecular function (GO): glycosyltransferase activity
Source: RefSeq, a predicted model, not a curated record
GGUUAAACGAUACUUUGAAUACGAAGAUCCUAAUGGGACACCGAUUGAGAUAUGGCGACAAGUUUCUUCAAAGUUACCACUAAUAAAGUUGAUGAUCAACCGCGACAAGCGUCUCGCAAGGAGUCAGGACGAUCCCGACUGCUCAUGUAUCUGUACAAGACAGAACAGGACAGCUGCUGCGAGGUGAAAAACAAGAACAAAAGGCAGCCCCCAGCUUUCAGCAGAAGCUUCUGUGAUUCGCAGCAUAACGGCUCGAGUCCGACUGCUGCUGCUCCUCUAAGAGUUUACUUACUAUGUUGUAUAUCUGAUUCUUUCGGCAUCAUAAUUGCUUUGCAUCAGGUGCAAUUUUUCUCGCUGAGUUCAAAUGAGGUAUGAAAAUAGUAGCGGCCUGCUCCAAAGGAAAGCAAGAAUAUAGUAUUCAUUAUUUAAUUAAUGCCAGCUAAUUUUGAGGUCGCUUUAAAAGAUUUCUCUUUGGUUGUUCGAUCUCUAUAAUAUUAUUUAUUUAGUCUGAAUUAAGCAUGUAUAUCAGCGUCCUUUUGAUAGUUCUUAAUCACUUAACCAAGUUUGAGAUUA